Molecule: messenger RNA, 2028 nt
Organism: Daphnia pulex (common water flea)
Lineage: Eukaryota; Metazoa; Arthropoda; Branchiopoda; Diplostraca; Daphniidae
Product: deoxyribodipyrimidine photo-lyase-like
Exons: 11
Coding region: 339-1907 (522 amino acids)
Biological process (GO): photoreactive repair
Molecular function (GO): deoxyribodipyrimidine photo-lyase activity
Source: RefSeq, a predicted model, not a curated record
CAGGAGCAGGUCUCUGCUGCUGGGUUGAUCGAGGGAUGGAAUAAUAACGAGUUGGACUGGUUGGCCAAAAGAGUUCUUCGGCAUCUUCGACUUCAACAGCUUCCAAUUUCCAAUGAUCCAGCUUCAUUUUCACAGCCCUUCAGUGUACCGAAAACUUCCCGCUUAUCAUAAGUAAACCAAAGUAGAAAUUCUAAUUCUCACCGCCAGAUGCCAUUCAAUUCAACAACAAAACUGGUGGUUCGAAGAGCAGACAGUCGAAACAUAAAAAAUUGCAUUUUUAAGUAAUUUAAAGUUAAAUAGAAAAUUUUCUUUUAGUUAAAAGAAUUAUCACGUUUCAAAUGAGUAAGCCUAGUUCCUCUAAAGGGGCUUCAAAACCUCCGGCAACAAAGAAACCUAAAUUGGAACCCUCUGAUGAUGAGGACAGUUCAGCAUCGUUGGUUACUGAUUCAGAGUUUCUGGCCAAUAUUCAUUUAAAAAGGAAAAAAUGUGCUGAUAAUAUUCUCGAAUUCAAGUUCAACAAGAAAAGGUGUCGGCUUCUAUCAAAAUCAAUGGAGUUGGGAGAUUCUGGGGGUGGAAUUCUCUAUUGGAUGUCUCGUGAACAAAGAGUGCAAGACAAUUGGGCAUUACUUUAUGCACAGAGAUUGGCUUUAAAAAUGAAACUUCCUUUACACAUUUGUUUUUGCCUGGUUCCAACGUUUCUUGGUGCAACCAUUCGACAAUUUGGAUUCAUGCUGAAAGGUCUAGAAGAAGUGGAGACUGAAUGCCAGAAACUAAAGAUAGAAUUCCAUUUGCUCAAAGGAGAAUCUCAAAUUUGUGUGCCAGACCUUAUUAAGAAAUUGAAACUGGAUGCUGUUGUGGCUGAUUUCUCGCCUUUGAGAGUUCCCCUCUCAUGGAUUGAUAAAGUCAAGGAAAGCAUUCCCAAAGAUGUCCCCUUUUGCCAGAUAGAUGCGCACAAUAUUGUUCCUGUUUGGGUAGCUUCUGACAAACAAGAAGUUGGAGCGAGAACUAUCCGAAAAAAGAUUAACGAUAAAUUGGAUGAAUUUUUAACCGAAUUUCCUCCAGUCAUAGCACACCCGCACCCAGCCAAAACAAAAGCAAAAUCAGUAGACUGGAAGGCAGCAGAUGCUUACCUUGAAGUUGAUCGUACGGUUGGUGAAGUAGAUUGGAUUACGCCGGGAACGAAAAGUGGCCUACAAGAAUUGUUCAAUUUUUGUCAAAAGCGUUUAAAGAUGUAUGCGGAAAAACGGAAUGACCCCAACUUAGCUGCGCUGAGCAACUUGUCCCCGUGGUUACACUUUGGUCAAAUUUCGGCUCAGCGUUGCAUUCUAGAGGUUAAGGGAUAUAAGACCAAACACGCUAAAAGUGUAGAUGCUUAUAUGGAAGAAACUAUCAUUCGACGUGAGCUAUCGGACAACUUUUGUUUCUAUAAUCCCAAUUACGAUAAUUUGAAAGGUGCGGCGAACUGGGCUCAGGAAACGUUGGAAGUUCACAAGAAAGAUAAACGUCCUGCGCUACUUAGUGCGCAACAGUUGGAAGAGGGCAAGACUCACGACGAUCUCUGGAACGCUUCUCAAAUUCAACUAACAAGAACUGGCAAAAUGCACGGCUUUCUGAGGAUGUACUGGGCCAAAAAAAUCCUGGAAUGGACAGAAACGCCGGAAGAAGCUCUGAGAAUCGCCAUAUAUCUGAACGAUCGAUACAGUUUAGAUGGGAGAGAUCCGAGCGGUUACGUUGGUUGCAUGUGGUCCAUCUGUGGUAUCCAUGACAUGGGAUGGAAGCAACGAGAUGUCUUUGGGAAAAUUCGCUACAUGAACUACAAAGGUUGUCAGCGAAAAUUUGACGUUGUGGCGUUCGUUCAUCGUUUUGGUGCAAGAGCCUACCCCAUUAAAGGCGUAAAGUAUGACUGAGUGCAUAAGUAUGCUUGUGCGGAUCUCCACUGCCGUAAUUAUUUAAAUUCACCCAUUUUAAUUUAUACGAUGCGGAUAUUCUUUUAAAUCCAGAUCAUAAAUACUGCAGAAAUUCAUUGUA